CUUGUCGAGUAGAUUGAGUGUUGGUGUGUAAUAUCCAACUUCUGGUGUGUAAUAUCCAGAGCCCAAGGAUCUCUUCUUCGGUGUGUCAUAUCCGGAUUAGAUAUCUAGGAGUAUCAAGAGAUCAUCCAUCCCUCUUGUGUCACCAUUCGAUCCACUGCCUUUUUAGAAACUCGAGUCUCUUGAUUCGUUUCUGCAAAGGAUUAUCCCAUCUGUUCCAGAGCCUUCCUAGGAUCUUGUCAAGUGGUAUCAGAGCAUCUCUGGAAGGGAAGUGUUCAUCUUUCAAUCUGAUUUUCGUUUUCACUGUUCAUGUAUUUUGCAGAAAAAAAAAUAAAAAUUCAGAUCUGUGUUUUCUUGUGUUAAAUCUGUUAGAUCUGUUCAUAUUCUUGAUUAGUUUGAUCAGAUCUGUGAUAUUAAAAUCGAAAUCUCUUAAAUCAAGGUUCUUUGAUCUGAUUUAUGUGUUUAGACUCUUCUGAGAAAGUACCAUGGCAGGAGAUCAGAAAGGACAACUCACUACAGAUGAAAAGCUCUUACUGAAGGCUAUGAAUGCUCAACUGCAGCAAAACAUGAAGCCCAGCCUUGAUAAAUUUCGACAGGAGUUUAGACAGGCACUUCAACAAGCUACUGGUCCCAAUCUUGAGUCUAGAAGCAGUGAGAGGAGACAGAGACGUGGGUAUGAAGGCAGAAGCAAUCACAGAGAUAAUUUUGCUGAUCAAAAGCUGAAAAUUCCUCCUUUCUAUGGUGAUGCUGAUCCUGCUAUAUAUGUGGAGUGGGAAGAGAAGCUGGAGUUGAUUUUCAGUAGUCAAAACUAUGCUGAAAGAAAGAAGGUGCAACUGGCUACUGAUGAGUUUUAUGGUUAUGCUUCAAGCUGGUGGAAUAAAUUGAGAAAGUCCAGAAGACUUGAUGGAAAAGAACCAGUGGAAACAUGGCUUAAGCUGAGCUCUUUGAUGCGUAGAGAGUAUGUUCCAAGACAGUACUACAAAGAAGUACUUCAAAGGCAGAAAAGAACAAGAAAAGAAGAAACCAAGAUGGCUGAUUAUGAGAAAGAAAUCAGCAGCCUUGUUAAGGAGAUUCUUAAGACCAUCAAGCCCUUAGACAAGCUGAAGAAGCUCCCAAAGAAUCAAGAACCAGUUACUACUGUCUCAGAACUCAAUGAUGCAGAAUCAGACUCAGCUGCCCCAUUUCAAGAAGCUCAAACCGAAACAUCUUUGGUAAAAGGAAAGUUUGAAAAAGGACAAGAGUUUUCUCUGUUCUUAUCUCAGUCUGAAUUUAAUUUUAAUAAUUCCUUUGAUGAACUAACUUGUCUUGAACCGGUGCAACCGAGUAGAAUUGUUUCAGUGUCACAGGUUGCAAAAGAAGACUCAGCAGAGAAAGAACCAGAACUGAGAUUUUAG
Raphanus sativus (radish) is the source of this 1391-nucleotide messenger RNA. RefSeq lists its product as uncharacterized. NCBI's taxonomy places the organism in Eukaryota, Viridiplantae, Streptophyta, Magnoliopsida, Brassicales, Brassicaceae. The transcript has 2 exons. The record is from RefSeq and is a predicted model, not a curated record. Bases 483 to 1391 code for a protein of 302 amino acids.